AUGGGAGUUCCAGCAUUAUUUAGAUGGCUAUCGAAAAAGUACCCCAAGAUCAUAUCCCCGGUUAUAGAGGAGGACCAGCAUGAAAUUGGUGGAGCAAAAUAUGAGGAUCCAAAUCCUAAUGGUGAAAUUGAUAAUUUGUAUUUGGAUAUGAACGGUAUUGUUCAUCCCUGUUCGCAUCCAGAGCACAAGAGACCACCCGAGACUGAAGAUGAAAUGUUUUUGGAUAUUUUUACCUAUACUGAUAGAGUACUAAUGAUGGCACGUCCAAGAAAAGUUCUCAUGAUUGCAGUGGAUGGAGUUGCACCAAGAGCCAAGAUGAAUCAACAAAGAGCAAGAAGAUUUAGAUCCGCACAGGAUGCAAAAUUCAAACAAAUGGCUAUUGAUAAAGAAAUACGGGAGAAAGAAGCACGUGGAGAGAUGAUCAACGAUGCAGUAAAAGGGAAGAAACAAUGGGACUCGAAUGCAAUUACACCAGGUACGCCAUUUAUGGAUCGACUAGCCGAAGCAUUGAGAUACUGGGUUGCGUACAAACUAAGUACAGAUCCAGGGUGGGCCAAUUUGCAGGUAAUCAUUAGUGAUGCGACUGUUCCUGGGGAGGGUGAGCAUAAGUUGAUGAGUUUUAUACGUUCUCAGCGAUCAGAUCCACAAUACAACCCAAACACCAAGCAUUGUAUAUAUGGUUUAGAUGCUGAUUUGAUUUUCCUUGGUUUGGCUACCCAUGAGCCACAUUUCAGAGUGUUGAGAGAAGAUGUUUUCGCAAAUCAAGAAAGACACAUGACGGUUUCAGAUCAUGUUGGGAUGUCUAAAGACCAGCUUUCUUUGAUUGAAGAGAGGGACAAAAGGAAGCCGUUCUUGUGGCUACACGUCAAUGUUUUGAGGGAAUACUUAUCGAUUGAACUAUUCAAUCCACAAAUCUCAUUUUCUUUUGAUUUGGAAAGGGCUAUUGAUGACUGGGUGUUCAUUUGUUUCUUUGCUGGUAAUGAUUUCUUGCCUCAUUUACCAAGCUUGGAUGUGAGGGAUAAUGGUAUUGAUACCCUAGUGAAUUGUUGGAAGAAAUGCCUUCCUCGGUUGCGUGAUUACUUGACAUGUGACGGAAAAUUGAACUUGCAAAGUGUUGAGACUCUUUUGGGUGACUUGGCAAUCAAAGAAGACGAAAUUUUCAGAAACAGGUUUGCAGCGGAAAAAAGAAGAGAAGAGAACCGAAAGAGGCGGAGGGUAGCAGAAGAACAAGAUAAGGCAUUGAAAAACGUAUAUAUGUCUCAAGUCACUAAAGGAAAGGAUAAGGCCCCUGUUGCACCUGAUACAAACUUGCCAUUGAUGGACACAAGUGGCAGUAUAGUCGAGGGUCAUGCACAAUUAUCGAAUAAAGAUCUUGUUCAAAAUAGAGAUACGAUAGCACUUGCUGGUAUGGCAAACAAUGAUGCCGCAGUUGCACUUAAGAAGUUGAUUGAUUCAAAGAAGCAGCUUCAAGAGGAUACCCCACUAGAUAGUGAAUCUAGUGCUCCUUCGAAUUCUGCUUCAAAUGCCAACACCGACCUGGAGGAACCUCAGCAAGUAAAAACGAGAAAACGGCCGGUGGAAGACGAUGAACCAGUUGAUGAUAUUCGAUUGCACGAACCAGGGUACCAAAAACGUUAUUACCAAGCUAAAUUUCAUUGCAAAACCGAUGAGGAAGUGGAACAAGUGAGACGUGAUGUGGUCAAGAGCUACAUUGAGGGAAUAUCUUGGGUAGCAUUGUAUUAUUACCAGGGAUGUCCAUCUUGGACAUGGUUUUAUCCAUACCAUUAUGCCCCCUUUGCGUCAGAUAUGACCAACUUGAGGGAGUUGUUCCCUGGUGGUAUAAAGUUUAACUUAGGUGAGCCAUUCAAACCAUAUGAGCAAUUAAUGUCUGUUCUUCCUGCGGCAUCAAGUCAUGCUUUACCAGAAGUGUUUCACGCAUUGAUGAAAGAUCCCGAUAGUGAAAUCAUUGAAUUUUAUCCUGAAGAGUUUGAGAUUGAUAUGAAUGGAAAGAAAAUGAGCUGGCAGGGGAUUCCAUUGUUGCCAUUCAUUAAUGAGAAGAGAUUGCUAGACGCAGUUCAAGGAAAGUAUGACCAGUUGACUGAAUACGAGAAAGAAAGAAACACAAACAAGCAAGCUGAACUAUUCAUAUCUAACGAGAAUAAAAAUUACAAAAGGUUCGCUGAAGCUUUCUAUAAGGACGAGUUGGAGUCUGUAAAGUUUUCUUUUGCAAAAAGCAGUUUAUCGGGAUUGGCUAUAAAGUUUCUCUCAUUCGAACCAAAUGGUAUACUUAAGUUUCCACUCAGGGAGGGUAAUAUGCCAAAUAUUGACAACAAAGACUAUUUGCAAGUAGAAUAUCACUUUCCAGAAAAGGCAUGGGGAAAGUCUAUGAUCUUGAAUGGGCAUAUUCCCGCGGUUCCAGCCCUUACCACAGCAGAUCGAAAUGAAGUUAUUUACCAGCUUCAGUCCAAUGAUACCAGAGGCUCGGGCCGUGGAUUCAAUAACAACUUCCAACCUAAUGAUUAUGUUAACCAAGGACCUCAGGGCAAAGAGGUGUUCAAAAUGUAUUCCAUGAGAAGAGGGGGUUAUCGUUCUAGCUUGCAACAUUUGAAAGACGGGAAUAGGAAUGAAAGACCGCCCAAUGGGGGCAAUGCCAACCCUUACGGAGCUCCAAUACAAAACCCACCGGGGCACUCAGUUUACAGGCAAAAUGUUUAUGGCCAGCCACAAAUGUAUGCCAACUAUGGCAAUAGGCAAGGUCAUGCAUACCCAAAUCAAAGUGCAGCCUACAAUCAGUUCUCUCAAGCUCAUAAAUAUUCAUCAACGGGUGGAAGCAAUGCGGCACGCAGUGGUUAUUUUCCACCUCCAGGUUCCGCUGGUAGAAAUGGAUAUAGAUAA
Molecule: messenger RNA, 2895 nt
Organism: Lodderomyces orthopsilosis Co 90-125
Lineage: Eukaryota; Fungi; Ascomycota; Pichiomycetes; Serinales; Debaryomycetaceae
Gene: RAT1
Product: ssRNA exonuclease
Exons: 1
Coding region: 1-2895 (964 amino acids)
Biological process (GO): nuclear-transcribed mRNA catabolic process
Cellular component (GO): nucleus
Molecular function (GO): RNA binding; 5'-3' RNA exonuclease activity
Source: RefSeq, a predicted model, not a curated record